Messenger RNA from Adelges cooleyi (spruce gall adelgid), 1316 nucleotides. RefSeq names its product trimeric intracellular cation channel type 1B.1. The record is from RefSeq and is a predicted model, not a curated record. The transcript has 7 exons. Gene Ontology annotation, cellular component: membrane. Gene Ontology annotation, biological process: potassium ion transmembrane transport. NCBI's taxonomy places the organism in Eukaryota, Metazoa, Arthropoda, Insecta, Hemiptera, Adelgidae. Bases 259 to 1083 code for a protein of 274 amino acids. Gene Ontology annotation, molecular function: potassium channel activity; identical protein binding.
UGAGAUUACAGCAGCUGUGUAUUAUAGAGGUGAUGUAAAUAAUAGAUAUUAGAACUCAGAUUGUCCUAUUAAACGUUUAGGUGUGUCGUGAGGUUUAUUUUUAUAAUUUCAAUCCAACUCUUGCCUGGGCACCGCGCUAUAAAUAACUACUUGUACAGCCGCUGUCGCACAUCUUCGACAGCCGAAUGCGUACCAAGUAAUCAAUAAUUGUCUCAAAAACAACAAUUUAUAAGGUAUUACUAUAACUAAUAUUGGAAAAUGGACGCCGAAUCAUUCCUCGAGUUUGCCAGCCAAGUAACAAAAUGGAAAAUGUAUCCGUACUUCGACAUUGCACAUAGUGCGCUGUGUGCUCUUCACGUUCGUGAUGAUCUCGGUCCAGGAGCACAAGCGUUUUCACGUAAACAUCCCAUUUCGUGUUGGCUAUCUACAAUGUUGGUAGUUUUUUCAGGCGGCAUGAUAAGCGCUGCACUACUUGGCGAACCACUCUUAGCGCCUCUCAAAAAUACCCAGCAAUUGGUUAUCGCUUCUGCUCUUUGGUACUUGGUGUUUUAUACGCCGUUCGAUAUCGGAUAUAGCAUUGCGAAAUUCCUUCCUGUCAAAUUGUUAUUUUCCGUAAUGAAAGAAAUAUAUCGUUGUAAAAAAGUACAUGAUGGCGUAUUACACGCUGCCAAACUAUAUCCUAACGCUUAUAUCAUAAUGAUACUAAUCGGAACUCUCAAAGGAAACGGAGCAUCAUUUACAAAAAUCAUCGAACGAUUAUUACGUGGAGUAUGGACACCGACGUCAAUAGAAACGUUACAACCCAGUUUUACGACAAAAGCAUGUAUUAUCGCAUCUGUGGUGUUUGUACUCGAUAUCAAAAGCGACUUGAUAUCUGCCCCUCAUGCGUUUGUUUACGUUUUUGUAAUUGGUUUCUUCAUAUAUUUCAAGGUACUAUCGUCAAUGAUUUUGGGUAUUCACGAACCAAUGUUACCGUUUGAAAAUUUGAUAUGUGCGAUUUUCUUUGGAGGCAUAUUUGAUUACACUGCUAAAGCAUUUAAAAACAACAAGGACGACAAGAUAGACCCAAAGAAGAAAGAAUAAAAAUAAUUCAAUUAGCUGAGAUGAUGUGUGCCAUACUAAUUAUACAAAGUCGACAUUGAAUUUAAACCUGAAACAAUAAACGGACUUCAUAUUAUGUUUGAGAAUUUCAUUCCCUCCAUUAUUAAGUCUUUGAAAUCAAAUGAUUUUGCAUUAUAGUGUCGAGAUCAACUUUGACACGACUACAGUUUUAACAUAAGUGUUAAUUUUAACUAAAGUCGAUUUCUCUGAGCUAG